Molecule: messenger RNA, 3934 nt
Organism: Onychostoma macrolepis
Lineage: Eukaryota; Metazoa; Chordata; Actinopteri; Cypriniformes; Cyprinidae
Gene: ipo4
Product: importin 4
Exons: 30
Coding region: 281-3544 (1087 amino acids)
Biological process (GO): protein import into nucleus
Cellular component (GO): nucleus; cytoplasm
Molecular function (GO): nuclear import signal receptor activity; small GTPase binding
Source: RefSeq, a predicted model, not a curated record
GGCUGUGGUCCCUUUAACGUCCAACUCAUGCGGCGUUUUCUAGCUCUAUGCCGCGUGUUAACUUUAGGGAGUCCACACAUAAGCGCUCGUGCAUAUGAAGAAUAUUUCCUAAUGACAGUUUAUAUAUGUUAGACCGACAUCGGUAUAUUCUUAUGAGUUUCAUCUGAUCCAAAUCUGGUCUAAAUACUGUCAGCUUGUCAGUUGCUUGUCAUCAGCUUUGGUCUUCUGGCCGGUGUAGUUCAUUUGAUAAUUUUGAACAAAUAACGGUUUAACGGUGAAAAUGAUAUCAGAAGAGCUCGAGCGCAUCCUGGCGCGGCUGACAGAGCCGGACAACGCUGUUAUUCAGCAGGCCACAGCUGAGCUGAAACAGGCAUUUAAAGAUCCAGCUAUCAUCCCUGCUUUAUGCGCGGUUAUGACUGGAUCCCAGAACCCACAGGUCCGUCAGUCGGCUGCAGUGAUGCUCAGGAUGAGAGUCAGAAAACACUGGAAUAAAAUCAGUCCAGACCACAGAGAAAGUCUGAAGGCAGUGGUGCUGCAGGCUUUACAGAAUGAAACUGAACACACAGUUCGCCACUCUCUCUCUCAGCUGAGUGCCGUCCUGGUAAAACAUGAGACCCCAGACCGCUGGCCUGCUCUUCUAUCUCUAUUAAACCAGUCUACUGAAAGCAAUAACCCACAGGAUAGACAGGUGGGUCUUUUAUUGCUUAGCAAAGUGGUUGGAUCAAACCCGGAGCCCUUUAAGCCCCAUUACAAGCAACUUCUCCAGCUGUUUGGGACUGUUCUCCAAGAUCUAAACAAUCCCACGGCUCUCUACUACUGCAUCCUCACUCUGACCGCCAUCACGGCCUACACCGGCACAGAGGAGAUGAACCUGAUGCGAUCUCUAAUCCCCAAACUGCUCAUUGCUCUUAAACGCCUCAUUCAGGCAGACCAGGACCAAGCCAGUGAAGCGAUGGAAGUUUUUGAUGAGCUGAUGGAAAGCGAGGUGUCCAUUGUUGUCCCACACAUUGCUGAGAUUGUCCGUUUUUGCCUGGAGAUCAGUGCGGACGUCUCCCUUAGUGAUUCUCUGCGUGUAAAGGCUCUGUCAUGUAUCGCUGUUCUCAUCAGACUUAAAAGCAAGGCUGUAUUAAAGCAUAAACUUCUACAGCCGAUCCUGCAAGUAGUGUUUCCGAUCUUGAGUUCCGCGCCCCCUCCUGGAGAAGAGGACCCAGAGGAUGACGAAAACGACACUGAGGACGACAGUGAGAAUCCCAAGCACUUUGCUGUUCAGGUCAUUGACACCAUGGCUCUUCAUAUGCCACCUGAAAAACUCUUCAACCAGCUGUUGCCUUUCACUCAGGCUUGUUUGUCAAGUGAGAAUCCAUAUGAGCGUAAGGGAGGUCUCAUGUGUAUGGCUGUGCUGGCGGAGGGCUGUGCAGAUCACAUCCGCACAAAGAUGUUGUCAUCCAUGCUUCAGACAGUGUGUCGCAGUCUGUCGGACAAUAACCAGGUGGUCCGCAGUGCAGCGCUUUUUGCCCUCGGACAGUUUUCUGAACACCUCCAGCCAGAUGUCAGUAAAUUCCAUGCUGAGCUGAUGCCAUUGUUGCAUGGAUACUUGUCUGCAGUGAAUCAGACCAAAAUUGGACACAUGACGAAGGCCUUCUAUGCCUUGGAGAACUUCUUGGAGAACUUAGGUCCAGAAAUUGAGCCCUAUCUGCCCACUCUAAUGGAAACCAUGUUGUCAGCCCUUAACAAUGCAGAAAACCUUAAGCUCAAAGAGCUUGCCGUCAGUGCAAUCGGAGCAAUCGCUAACGCAGCCAAGGAGAUGCUAGUGCCUUACUUUCCUCCAAUUAUUGAGAGUCUGAAGGGAUUCCUGACAGACACAAGAGAGGAGAUGAGGACUCUGCAGACGCAGGCACUAGACACACUUUCUGUGUUGGCCCGUACUGUUGGGAAGGAAGUGUUUAGUCCGUUGGCAGCGGAGUGUGUGCAGUUAGGUUUGAACCUCACUGAUGCAGUGGAUGAUCCAGACCUGCGGCGCUGCACGUAUAGCUUAUUCUCUGCUGUAUCUGAUGUGAGUCCUGACUGUCUGGCCCCUCACCUCACUCCCAUCACCACGGUGAUGCUGCUGUCGCUCAGAUCCACAGAGGGUGUGACGGCUCAUUUAGAUGAAGAUAAACAGUUUGUGCUCCUGGACGAUGACGAUGCUGAUGAUGAAGGUGAAGAGGGCGAUGCUGAUUUGGAUGAAGAGUCUGAGACUGAGGUUGAUGAUAGAGAUGUUGCAGGAUUCAGUGUGGAAAAUGCUUACAUAGAUGAGAAAGAAGAUGCUUGUGACGCUUUGGGUGAAAUCGCCUUUAACACAGGAGUGGCGUUCCAGCCUUUCCUGGAGUCCAGCUUCCAGCAGGUGUACGAGCUCCGCGAUUUCCCACAUGAGGAUGUGAGGAGAGCUGCCUUUGGUGCCAUGGGCCAGUUCUGCCGAGCUCAGCACAAAGUGUGGAAGGAAAACCCGACAGAGGCCAACCACCAGGCUCUGCAUAAGCUGUUGCAGGUGGUUUUGCCUUGUUUUCUGGAGGCGGUGAGACAGGACAGAGAGAGACAGGUGGUGAUGGCCAUACUGGAGUCCAUGAAUGCUGUCAUCAAAUCCUGCCAGGCGGAGGCGCUGCAGGCUCCAGGGAUACUGGCCGAAAUAAGUAACACCAUCAAAGAUGUACUGAAGAAAAAGACCGUGUGUCAGGAUGUAGGUGGGGAUGAAGCAGACGAUGACGAGCAGCAGGCGGAGUAUGAUGCCAUGCUGCAGGAGUUUGCCGGUGAAGGGAUUCCUGUUUUAGCCUCGGCUCUACCAGCUGAAACUUUCUACCCUCACCUCAAUGACUUGCUGCCCCUCAUCAUGAGCAAAGCUAAACCCUCAUGCACAGAGGCAGACCGCUCCUUCUCCAUUGGUACGAUUGGAGAAACCUUGCACUCAUUGGUGGGUGUGGCUGGAGGCAGGGCGGUUGCUGGCCGGCUGUCCAAUCGGCUGCUGCCAGUGCUUGUAGCCGGAGUGAAGGACAGUGAUGCAGAGGUGCGCAAUAACAGUGUGUUUGCACUGGGAGCUCUAGCACAGGCUGCUGGACCCAUCGUUGCCUGUGAUUACCCAGUGAUGCUCUCCCUUUUCUCCAACCUACUUUCUAAAGAAUCUGACCUAAGAGUGAUUGACAACCUCUGUGCUGCCCUGUGCAGGAUGAUCUUGAGCCACGUUGAGGGGGUCCCACUCGAGCAGGUCUUUCCAGCUCUUGUGGCUUGUCUCCCUCUGAAGGAGGACAUGGAGGAGAACAAAACCAUCUACAGCUGCCUGACCUUCCUCUACUCACACAACCCUGCGCUGGUUGUUAGUCAUCUCAAGCCAAUAAUAUCUGCUGCUGCUCAUCUGUUGGGCAUGAAGGAUGUUGAUAAUGAAACCCAAAACACCCUUCUCAUGCUGCUCAGAGGUCUAGCACAGCAUCACACCAAGGAAUUUGAGAAUGCGGUAAUGUCACUUCCUGAUGAACAGAAAAACAAAAUGACCAUGGCUGUCACUCAAUCAUAGCACCUGCCCUUUAUCUUCAAUAUCUCUUUCACAAGGCCUUCCACUCUUGUGAAAGCCAGCCAAAUUGAAAAUAGAUAUUUUUUAUUAUAUUAGAAAUGGGCUUAUUCAGUUAGCUGAGUAUACGCUAACUGGUGUACUCGGCUUUCUGUAUUGCAGCAGAGACAUUGAGACUAUAUUCUCUUAAUUUAUUGCAAUGUUCACUUAUGCUUUUUGUCACUUUUACUUUGUUUUACCGAGUUGUCUUUUCUCAUUUAUUAUUUUUCUGUAUGUCUCAAUGAAUCUUCUGCCAUCCCAUCUGUAUUGAAUAUUCCAUGAAAUUCUGGCUUAAUAUUUGAGUGUGAAGCUUUGAGUUGUUCUUGCAGUGAAAGAAAUAUAUUUCUAUGAAUUGUU